Ipomoea nil (Japanese morning glory) is the source of this 336-nucleotide messenger RNA. RefSeq lists its product as uncharacterized. The transcript has a single exon. NCBI's taxonomy places the organism in Eukaryota, Viridiplantae, Streptophyta, Magnoliopsida, Solanales, Convolvulaceae. The coding region runs from base 1 to 336 and encodes 111 amino acids. Gene Ontology annotation, molecular function: DNA helicase activity. The record is from RefSeq and is a predicted model, not a curated record. Gene Ontology annotation, biological process: telomere maintenance; DNA repair.
AUGUCAGAUGCUUUAAGGUCAAAGGGUGAAAUUGUUCUAAAUGUAGCAUCAAGCGGUAUAGCUUCACUACUACUACAUGGUUGUAGGACUGCUCACUUAAGGUUUGCUAUACCCAUUGCUGUGAAUGAAGUCACUUGCAACAUUAAGCAAGGUAGUCCACUUGCUGAAUUGAUCGUAAAAGCAAAGUUGAUCAUAUGGGAUGAAGCUCCUAUGAUGCACAAAAAUUGUUUUGAAGCAUUGGAUAGGACAGUGAGAGUUAUAAUGCGUUUCACAAAUUUAAGAAGUUCAGAAAUGUCAUUUGGUGGAAAAACAGUUGUCCUGGGUGGUGAUUUUUGA